Molecule: messenger RNA, 1798 nt
Organism: Cydia pomonella (codling moth)
Lineage: Eukaryota; Metazoa; Arthropoda; Insecta; Lepidoptera; Tortricidae
Product: dolichyldiphosphatase 1-like
Exons: 5
Coding region: 191-928 (245 amino acids)
Biological process (GO): lipid biosynthetic process; protein N-linked glycosylation
Cellular component (GO): intracellular membrane-bounded organelle; endoplasmic reticulum membrane
Molecular function (GO): dolichyldiphosphatase activity
Source: RefSeq, a predicted model, not a curated record
UUCACUUGUCCUACUGUAGUCUCAACUUUAAAAAAAGUUGACCAGGCCAAACGUCAAAUCAAGCAAAAUUUGUCAAUCGUUGAUAGGUAUCGCGUAUCGUGUACCUAUUUUAUAUAAAUUUAUAACAAAAAGGAUGUCAAUUCUAUGACGAUUUCUAUCUUAAAUUCUAUAUAGUAAUAAGCGUAAUAUAAUGGAAGAAGAAGUUUCAUCGUUUAGCGAUACAAUGCAACUCAACGGUGAGAUCGAAUGGCAACCGCUAGCUCUUACUUUGGUUGAAUAUCCAAAAGGUGAUUGGAUAGGGAAGUUCUUUGCCUUUAUUAGCCUGUCGCCUUUUGGAAUUGGCGCCGGAUUCGUCACGCUAGUGUUAUUUCGUCGAGAUCUUCAUACCAUUGCCUUCUUCUUAGGCACACUGGUCAAUGAAGUAUUAAACAUAAUAUUAAAGCACAUAAUAUGUGAAGCAAGACCUCUAGCGAGAGGGCAUCUGUACAAUGAAUAUGGAAUGCCAUCUUCACAUGCUCAAUUUGUUUGGUUCUUCAGUAUAUAUGUAUUGUACUUUGUUGCUGUAAGAUUGCACCAUAUAAACAAUAAUAGUAUAAUAUCUGCAUUGUGGAAAGGCAUCAUAGUCAGUGGGUGUUUAAGCCUAGCCGUGCUGGUGAGCAUAGGUCGGGUGUACCUACACUACCACACAUCCUCACAAGUCAUAGUGGGGGCCCUUGUCGGCUUCCUCUUUGCUACAAUAUGGUUUGCCGUGGUGCAUAGAGUUCUGACGCCACUAUUUCCUCAUUUAGUUUCAUUAAAAGUCUGCGAGAUGCUAAUGAUCCGUGAUACGACGCUGAUCCCCAACGUGAUGUGGUUCGAGUACACCACGACGCGGCAGGAGGCGCGCGCGCGAGGACGCAAGAUGGCGGCGCUCAAGCCCGCGCAAUGACGGUUAGUUAGCUAAAUAUAGCAUUCAGGGGAAAAGCAACAUUACACGCAUUAAAUUUUAGGGUCGGCAACGAGCAUGUAACACCUCUGGAGGUGCAGGCGUCCAUAGGCUACGGUGAUUGCCUACCAGGCGGGCCGUAUGCUUGUGUGUCACCGACGUGGUUUAUAAAAUAAAAGUAAAUGCUCUAUAUAUUAGGUUUAAAAAUGUGGAAAGAAUUAAUGUUAUCCUUUUUCCUCUAAUUAAAAGCAUAUGACCAAAAAAGGAGAAGUAGUGAAAAGUCUUUCCAAGUUAAUUUAUAGAGCGUGUUAACUUUUAUGACAAUAACAGGCCGUGAAAUUAAUAAGCUUUUUGAUAGGAGUAUCAUUUACAGUAGGUACAUAUGGUGCUACUUUUCAUUUUCCGUGCUUAUGUAAACAUUUAAAGGGCCAUAUUAUGCACUGUAAAACGUACGAUACACGUGCGAAUAGGUAAUUCGAAACUCCUGUCGUAUUUUAAUAUAUGACCAUUCGUUGCGAAUUUCCUACUUUUCACACUUGUAUCGUAAAUAACUAUUUUGAUACAAGUACAAAUGAUAUACUAGUAUUUUUCCUGUUCCUCUACUCUUACCUGCCAUUUAUACAUUACACACAAGUGCUGUUAUGAGGAAUAGACAAUAUAGACUUUUCUUGAAACCUUUUAUAUAUGUUCUUAUAUUCGUGUUAAUGAAUGUAUAAAUGGCAGAUAACAGUAGAGGAGUAGGAAAAAGUAUGAAUAAAAUAGUUUAUCUACACACAUAUCAUAAACCCUCUAUGAUGCCUUCAAAAUCCGUAAAUUAUGGCCAACAUUACGAUAAACAGUUUUGUUACAACAAAUUUCUUAUCUGUGAUAAUG